UGUUUGUUUGUUUGUUGUUUGUUUGUUUACCGUCAGUGUAAACAAGUCAAGUGAAAUUUGAAAAAAAGCUAUAACAAAUUGCUGGGCCUUGGGUUUGAAAGCUCGUUGUGUGGUAGCAGAAGAGACAUUGAUCAUUUUGAUUUAUUUUAUCUUAAUUAUUUAAUCCUUUUUAUUUUCAAUAUUGAUUAUUUUUUAUUUGUUAUCAUCAAUCGAUCAUUUAGGAAUGAUCUCUAACAAAAAAAUAUCAGAAGGUAAACUGAAGCUCAUAAGUCACCUUUUUUGUAACCAAAAUCAUCUUAGUUACUAACCUGACCACCAGUUGGCAAUAGUAGAUAUUUCACGCUAUUACUGUACAAUACUAUCAAAAAAGGGUACAAUACUAUCAAAGAAUAAAACAUUUUACAUACUAUCGCCCACUGGUGGUCAGGUUAGUAACUAAGAUGAAUCUGGUUAGAAAAAGGGGGAUUUUUAGAGCUUCUAUAUACUUCUGAUAUUCUUUGGGCAAACUUUAUUAACGUUCGUACCGAUAAUCAAAUAUAAUUGAACCGAUCUACAACAUGUUACCACUCGUUGACGUUUUACGGAAAUAAAUAAUGUCACGUCGUUACAUUGAACAGCCCACCACCACCACCAAUACCUUUACCACCUCCAACAACACUCUGAUAUGAUUUUGAGUAAAGCAUGCUACCAGUGAUGAAAAGAAAGCCAAUCGAACACGUCGUUUUCUCGUUGGUUUUACUUCUUUUAUAAUCAACCGAUUUAUCGCGAACAUAAUUACGGACACAUGAUUUAUUAUUAUUUUUCUUCUAUUUCUUCUCUUCUAUUUCUUCAUAGGAAAAAAGAAAAAAAGUGGUAGAGGAGGUAGAAAGGGUAAGAAACAAGAAUCGAAGAAAAUAAUCGACGAGUAUCAACUUCGUCGCGAUUUAAGAGCGGGAACGGAAAGGGAAGAUUCUUUAAACAUGGAGGAUGCAACGAAUUUUUUAAUUGAAGACACAAAAUUAGCCGAAAUUCCAUCGGAAAUUAGAAUCGGUGGUUUAGAGGGAGGAGGUACACAUUCCACCUUUGUAAUAAUCAAUCAAAAUGGAGAAAAAUUGAUAGAAGUUAAAGGCCCCGACACCAAUCAUUGGAUUUUAGGAAUGAAAGAAACUGCAGCUAGGAUUAAUUCUAUGAUAGAACGUGGAAAAGAAUUAUUGAACAUACCUAAAACUAUUCCUUUGAAUUGCGUGGGUCUAAGUUUGAGUGGUUGUGAGGAAGAAACAACAAAUCGUUUACUCAUUGAUACACUUCUUGAGGAUUAUCCAGAUGCUGCUAAAGAUUAUUGUGUUAGUUCAGAUACAUUGGGUAGUCUUAGAACUGGUUUAGAAAUUGGUGGGAUUGUAUUGAUAGCUGGAACAGGAAGCAAUGCUUUACUCAUCAAUCCAGAUGGUAAAACUCAUGGAUGUGGUGGUUGGGGUUAUAUGAUAGGAGAUGAAGGCAGUGCAUAUUGGAUAGCACACCGAGCUUGCAAAUACGUUUUUGAUGACAUGGAUGACCUAGUUAAGUCACCUUAUCCAAUAUCUUAUGUCUGGCCAGCUAUGAGAGAUUUUUUCAAAGUAACAGACAGAGCUGGCAUGUUACAACAUUUGUAUUCGAACUUUGACAAAAGUAAAUUUGCCAUGUUUGCCAAAGAAAUAGCUGUUGGUUGUGAUAGAGAUGAUUCUCUUUGUCUUUCGAUAUUUGAAGAAAAUGGCCGAUUACUUGCACGUCAUAUUGUUGCACUUUUCAAGAAAGCUCAUAACGAUCUUAAAUUAAGUGAUGGUGGUCUUAAAGUGAUAUGCGUUGGAUCUGUAUGGAAAUCAUGGAAAUACAUGAAAGAUGGUUUCAUUGAUGAGAUUCAUAGUGGCUUGGUCAUAGAUGAAUUUAGUCUUCUCAAUUUAACAGUCACUUCAGCAUUGGGAUCAUCCUAUUUAGCUGCUGAACAAAUUAAUUGCCCAUUUGUUAAACCUUAUAAUGAAAAUGUGCAAGUAUUUUUCCAUUACAAACGUGAUCAUUAUGGUAAAAUAGGAAAUAUCGAUAAUACCAUUAAUAAAUCAAGUAGGACUAUGGAUACCUUAGGUUACGUUGAGUGUGAUAAAAAAUGAUCAAAGAUGAUAAUAGUACGUGCAAAUAAUGAAAUAUUUAUUAAAUAAUAUUAGAAUAUUUAAUGUGUUCCUGCCUGACAGAAAAAAAAAAAAAAAAGAAAACAAAAUGCAUCCUGGAAGAGACUGUAACAUUGAUACGAAUUAUUAAUAACAAUUCUCUGUUAAACAAUUUCUUUUAGAUUUGUUUUUCAAAAAUGCAAA
Molecule: messenger RNA, 2321 nt
Organism: Polistes dominula (European paper wasp)
Lineage: Eukaryota; Metazoa; Arthropoda; Insecta; Hymenoptera; Vespidae
Gene: Nagk
Product: N-acetylglucosamine kinase
Molecular function (GO): N-acetylglucosamine kinase activity
Source: RefSeq, a predicted model, not a curated record